UCCGACUUGCCUCCUCUUCUCGUCUCUGAGUGCCUCUCGUUUGCGCUCUCAAGCUUAGGUCGAAGCUGGGAAAAGUAGGGCCUUGGUGUGUUUUCUCUGGCGCCCUUAUUUCGCGAGCACUCCCCCAUCCCGACAUGGGCAUCCCAUAUCAACCCUUCCAAGCCACGUCCGUUUCCGUGUCUUCGCGUGCCUCCCGCGCCUGCGCUUCCGCAUUCGUAUCUCGAGGCGUCGCCCCUCAGGCGCUCACCAGCCCAACGGGUCAUCAUCGUGACGGUCAAGCCCCACGAUCACUCCCAGUCGCCGCGUCGAAUCUCGCGACGCACGUCUCCGUGCGACUUCUGAGCGACGGCGGCGACGAGCAGCUGUUCAAGAUGCGUCGCUCGGCGCGCUUGGCGUUCCUCCUGGACCUCUACUGCCAGCAGCACCGUAGCGCGCGGCGCGCGUCGGUGCAGCUGUGGUUCCACGGGCGGCCCGUGGGCGAGUUGGCGACGCCGGACGACCUGCGCAUGGUGGACUCCGACUCCGUGCGCGUCGUCGAGUGCAACUGACCGUCGCAAGUGACUCACCGCCUCGGCUGCUGCUGCUGCUGCCGCUGCUGACAGCACUGCGCAGUGCGCACUGCCUUUGAGAAAAGCCCUUCAGCCAGUAAGGACUGCUCACGACUGGAGCUGAGCGAGGCUGAGCGCGUCUGCGCGGCCAAGAGGGAUACAUAAAUAUAUGGUUUCAGAGGCACAUCUCGGUCGGAGAUUCUCAAAGAGAUUCUCCAAUGCCCCUCUCUCGGCUUCCUGCGAAACAAGGAGGUUCCGCGGUUCAGCAAAGACAGUCAACCAUGGCUGCUGGCUGCUUGAGUCCGAGACAGUGAGGAGGACUGGGUCGUGUUACCGUAUGCUGCACAGCGGCGUGCCUGUUGCUGCCGUGUCUCCCAAGCAUUUGCAGCAGUGGGAAUGGGCGAAAGGAAGAUCCAACUUUUUGGUUGGACAUUUGAUGGAUGAAGCCAAGUUCCCUGUGUCUGAAAAUGCAAGGCCUUACUACAACUGUUGGGAUAGGAAACAGAGGGGCAAUCUCUCUGCCCAUGUGCCUCGUGAAUUUGACCCCUUUUGUGUCCUACAUGCGCAAUCUUAUUUUGCCGAAUGUGAUUUCUAUCAGCUGCAAUGAUGCUUGGUAUGGUGUGUGAAGAGU
Molecule: messenger RNA, 1179 nt
Organism: Closterium sp. NIES-67
Lineage: Eukaryota; Viridiplantae; Streptophyta; Zygnematophyceae; Desmidiales; Closteriaceae
Source: the annotation of a GenBank genome assembly